Mus caroli (Ryukyu mouse) is the source of this 1074-nucleotide messenger RNA. The record is from RefSeq and is a predicted model, not a curated record. NCBI's taxonomy places the organism in Eukaryota, Metazoa, Chordata, Mammalia, Rodentia, Muridae.
AUGGCCUUUCAGGACCUUUUGAAUCAAGUUGGCAGCCUAGGGAGAUUCCAGAUUCUUCAGAUGAUUUUCAUUUUGAUCUGCAACAUAAUAAUUGUUCCUCAUUCUCUAUUGGAGAACUUCACAGCAGCCAUUCCCAAUCAUCGGUGCUGGGUCCCCAUCCUUGACAAUGACACUGUCUCUGAUAAUGACAGUGGGAUCCUGAGCUAACAUGAUCUCCUGAGGGUCUCUAUCCCCCUGGACUCCAACCUGAGACCAGAGAAGUGUCUUCGCUUUGUCCAACCACAGUGGCAUCUCCUUCAUCUGAAUGGCACUUUCUCAAGUGUGACAGAACCAGACACAGAGCCCUGUGUGGAUGGCUGNGUGUAUGACCAAAGCACCUUCCUCUCCACCAUUGUUACUGAGUGGGACCUGGUGUGUGAAUCUCAGUCACUGGAUUCUAUAGCUAAGUUUGUAUUCUUGACUGGUGUGUUAGUAGGAAAUACCCUAUAUGGCUGCUUAACAGACAGGUUUGGGAGGAAGUUAAUCUUUACAUGUGCUUCACUGCAAAUAGCCAUCAUGGAAACCUGUGCAGCUGUGGCUCCCACCUUUCUCAUCUACUGCUCACUACGAUUCCUGGCAGGGAUUUCUUUCUCAGCCAUUUUGACAAAUAGUAUCUUGCUCAUAAUAGAAUGGACAAGGCCUAAAUUCCAAGCCUUGGCAACAGCUCUGUUAUUGUGUGCUGGAGCGGUUGGACAGAUAAUAUUGGCAGGCCUGGCUUUUACUAUUCGAAACUGGCACCACCUCCAUCUGGCGAUGUCUGUACCAGUGUUUUUCUUACUUGUACCCACAAGGUGGUUGUCAGAGUCAGCUCGGUGGCUGAUUGUGACCAACAAACCCCAGAAGGGCUUAAAGGAACUUAGAAAAGUUGCACACAUAAAUGGAAUGAAGAAUUCUGGAGUGGUCCUAACCAUGGAGGUUGUGAGAACAAUCAUGAAGGAGGAGCUGGAGGCCUCACAGACAAAAUCUUCCCUAUGGGACUUGUUCCGUACACCCAACCUGCGUAAGCGGAUAUGCCUCCUGUCCCUUGUGAGGUAG